ACUUUGGCGCCAAAUCUCUUUCUACUCCGCUGCUCUCCCAGCGAUUCGUUCAAUUUCGAUUUCCAUGGAGGACUAAGCCACUUGAUCGUUGAUUUCUUCCUCAGCUUACAUAUGGAAACUCUACAGCUUCGUCUUCCUCAAUUUUCAGAGGAUUUGGCUUGGCUUCCUUGCUGGCUUCAGCAUAGUCAAACAACACCGUCCAGUGAGCAAGGAAUAGAAUGUAAUUAUGAGUCAGCAAUCAAGGAAGUUGGGUACGGAAUCAUCAAUAAACUGGAAGAUGCAAAUAUGUAUCCACAAGACAGUGGAUGCAACAGAUUUCAUUUAUUUCUAUCAGGACAGGACAGCAUACCUGAAAAUGUAGCUCCAUCAUCCAAUAAUGCCCUUCAUUUUCAUUUGCAUCUUUCAUCAUAUGGUGGCUCAGAAUGUACUUCAAGUCAACAUUUGGAUGAAUCUCACCAAUUGCUUGAAUAUAGUAAAGUUCAGUUGAUCAGUAUGUUUGAAGCACCAGUUGAUCCCAGGGAACAUAUUCCAUCCCAAAAGAGCAUUAAUGCUGGUGACACAGAUUUGGCACCUCAUUCUAGCUACAAAGAUGUGUUGCACAAUGUUGGCUGUCAAUCUCUGACCAAUACUGAAGAUCGUGAAAACCGACAGGGAGAAAAGUUGGAUGUUGGGUGCCUUAAAAACGCCGAAGUUAGUGAUGCAAUUGAGCUCUCUGUUGUGGCAUCUGAAGCACUGGUUAUACACGAAUUAUUAAAGGAUGAGCUAGAUUCAGCAGCGGUAUCAGUUGAAGCUGUUCUUGAAGCUUCCAUUCAGGUAAAAAAAGCUCGUAUUGAGUUGUUGGAAAGUGCCCUUGAAAGCAUAGAUGAGGAAGUGGACUUAAGUGACUCUCUUUCAGAUUUGGACAACUCCACAAUGAGAGAUGCAUUUGAUGAUGUAGGACUACCUUCGAGUAUUUUGAACAGUGACCAUUCUGGAACAGCAUGUUUUGAUGUUCAAGAUACUCCUGUAAAUAAAAAUGAAUUCACACAUGGUAGUCAAUGUAAUUCCAUAGAUAUGACAAGUCAACCAGACAUUUUAGGGAAUGGAUUAACCUUGAAACAGCUCGAAGAGAAUCUUGUUGUGACAAGACCUGUGGGUUUGCCUAUGGAAGAUCUGAGUUGUAACAUUCAACAUCAACUUUCUAAUGAUGACGUGUUAGGUUCAACUAGUACAAACUAUUGUAAAUAUGAUUCGAUGUUGCAACACCCAACUCAAAAUGAAUCGGACGAGUUUGUUGUGAAACAGAAAAUUGUGUCGUCUAUAGUAAAUACAAAUUUGUGUACGAUCCAUGCCAAGGAAAACUCUAGCCUACAUGAGUCCAGUAAGGUGUCAGCAAAAAAUGAUGAACUGGUUGCUUUCUUUACUCCUGAGAGAUUUAAGAGUCGUUGGCUGGGCGGAUGGUCAGGUAAGGAAGUAGAUGUUUCCGAGCAAUUGAGACAAGAUGUUGAUGGAAAAACCAUUCCUUUGAUGUUUGUUAAUGAGACAAGCUUUCUUUCUGAAUCCGCUGAUAUAGCUCCAGAUGAGAACUCUUGUGUGCAAAGAUGUGAAUCUAAGUUCCAAGUUGCUUCACAGUCAAGUAUACAUUUUGGUCAUUUGGACGAAAAAGGUGAUGACGGUUUGCUGGUAGCUGAAGAAAUCGUGAAAUGUAGCCUAUCCUUGGUUGAUCCUCUUUGUUCUUUUGUUCCAUGCAGCAUUUCCUUGGACACUGAUUCUGCUGGACAGAAUCUGAAUGAAGGAAAAGAUUGUACAGAAGAAUUGUUAGGCACCUUUGUGGAUGUUGGAGGUUCUAGGCCCUCAAUUCGAAGGCAGGUAACUUCACUUAAAAAUUACAGCACGAUUUCACCCACUCAUGCUACUAUGGAAGGGGGCCUAGACAACUCUUAUGCACAUCAACUACCAGGCAAUAUGAGGCUGUUAUCAUCAGAUUCUCAGUUGGAUUGUACACGAUUUUCUUCUAAAAUAAAUUUUAUGGAAACUUUACCCUCUCAAUCUACUAAAUCUAGAGAUAUGGAUACUGUGGAGGACAGCCAAACUGACGCUCGCCACAAUUUGGUUGAGGAAAUAACAGAACUGAAAAGCAAAAGUGAUGAAGUUGCAGGUGAUGUGAGCGAGUUCUUAGCUGAUACAGUGAAGAAAAGUGUAACUUGUGAUAUCUUAAAUGGGAGCCUGCAGCUAUCAAAAUCUACAAUGAAGAAAUCUUCUAUCAAGAAAGAUCAUCUACAGAGCUCUAAAACUAUAUCCAAUCCCCAAAAGGUUGACAACGUCGUGAAGAUGCAACAUGAAAGUAAGAAUCCCCUUGAGCCAUGUAUGUUGGUGCAGAAGAGAGUCCGUUUCUUAGAAGCUAAUGAUCAGCCUCAAGAAAACUUGGACUUUCAAAAAGUACACCCUCCAAUAAAUUAUUCUACUCUCAGGACCAGCAAAAGGCGGAAGUUUUCUAAUCAAUGUUUACUAUCUCGUCAUCCUGAUGGGAAAGGUCAUCUCAAGAGUCGCUACUGUAGCAGCAGGAAGAAAUUAAUAUUUCAAGGUAUACAGUUCUUGGUAACAGGAUUUUCUAGCCGUAAGGAAAAGGAUAUUAAUGGAAUAGUAUGUAAUAACGGAGGAAUAAUUCUUCCCGACAUUCCUUGUCCAAGUUCAAGGGGGCAAAAGAUGUCAAAAUCAGACUGCAAGGGGCCUCCUGUUAUUCUCUCUUCAAAGAAGCUCCAAACAAAAAAAUUCUUGUAUGGGUGUGCGGUGAAUUCCCUUAUUGUCAAUGUCAGUUGGCUUACAGAUUCAAUUGCAGCUGGUUCUAUCGUCCCACCUUGGAAAUACAUGAUUAUAUCAAAUCAAGCUGAUUGUACUCAAAUUGGAAGAUCAGUUAGACACAGCAGUCGAAGAUAUAUAUUUGAGAAUGUUGGAGUCAUGCUUCAUGGGAAACAAGGUUUCUGCACCAAAUUGACAAACGUAUUAAAGCAUGGAGGUGGACAGGUUUUCAAGACCCUACAGUGGUUAGUAAAGAGUCUAAACCAGGAGAAGAUUUCAGUUGGAGUCAUUGUAGUCGAAGACGAGCACAAGUCGUCCCGUCACCUGAAGCAAUGUGCCUUGGAACAAGGGAUACCCUUGAUGUCUACAAAAUGGGUCAUAAAGAGCUUACACUUGGGAGAGCUCCUUCCUUUGACAGAAAACAAUCGAUCCUCUUUAGUACAAACUACAAAAAUGGUAAAAAUUCCAGCUCUCAAAGAAACUAGCAUGGAAUUAUGAGUUACCGCUUCAGAGAUAUUUAUGAGGUAAAUAUGUUAUAUAAGCAUUAACUUUAGAACAAAGAUAUAUUGUACUUUGUUAAUAUAUACUUCAUAAUUUGAGUCUAAAUAUGAUAGGAGCAUUACUACUUCCCUUCAUUGUUGGUGUAAUUGUACAUAUCUAGCAUCAACGAGUGCUCUGCUAAUUUUUUCAAGUUAUGAUAUGUGAUUAUUGUACAACACAGAUUGUUGGGGGUGGGAAACUCGCACGUGUGCGUUUGUUGUUAUUUACAUCUCAUUCGAUUCUUCCUUCCAACAAUUUUAAAAGGUGUGAUUUUUACUA
This is a messenger RNA of Cucumis sativus (cucumber), 3597 nucleotides long. RefSeq lists its product as uncharacterized. Gene Ontology annotation, cellular component: nucleus. The record is from RefSeq and is a predicted model, not a curated record. Gene Ontology annotation, molecular function: histone binding. Gene Ontology annotation, biological process: positive regulation of transcription by RNA polymerase II; DNA damage checkpoint signaling. The transcript has 12 exons. Lineage: Eukaryota; Viridiplantae; Streptophyta; Magnoliopsida; Cucurbitales; Cucurbitaceae. Bases 112 to 3276 code for a protein of 1054 amino acids.